CCCCGCACUAAGGUCAUCUAAUUUCUCUAAUUUGUACACAAUGGCAUUUCGUCUAUCUAGACGGCCAUCUAGGCAGUACAUUGCCUUUGCACUACUGUGCAUCGCUUUGUUUUUUUUUGUGUCCUUAAAUCUAGGCAAGCCAUCAACUACUGCUUAUACGCCACCCACCCGGCCUAUCGUUGUUGAAGAAGAUAUCACUGUAGAAUAUGUUAAACCAGAAGAUCACGAACUCUUGGAAGACAUCAGAAUUGACACCAGUCGAGAAGAAGAGACAGCUGAAAAUCAGAGAAAACUCAUUGAUCGGAAGUACUGUGGGCGUGAUAACUGCCGUUUCCUCCUUCCCAUAACUAUUACUGAACAAGAAUCGAAGGCGCAAAUGCACUUUCGCCAACUUGCCUUCCUUUCCGGCCGUCUGGACCGUACCAUUGUACUUCCAAAUGUGCAUAGUUCGCAUCUGGGCGUAUGUCGGAGACUGCCAUUCAGUUUCUACUAUUCUUACGAAUGGCUGGAUAAUAACAAAAGGUUUUUCAACUACAUCAGUUUGGAAGAUUUUAAGGAAUGGGCUAGAGAACGUGCUCAAAUUGCCAUCAAGCCUACUGCACAGGAACUCUAUGUUGAAGUCAAUGAAAAUUUCCACUUCUUGGAUGGUGUACAAAAUUGUAUGCAGCAUUACAUGAAUUUCGAAGGCAGAACCACCAAGCGUUUCGUCUUGGAAGAUCCAGAGAGAUCUGACCGACGCCAAGGAAAUUACUCACAGAUUCUUCAGACAGCUAUGUCAGAUCAUUCCCUCAACGACGGUUAUGCUAAUGGUAAAGUAACGGAUAUUCCUUCCUUGGAUGUCAUCAAUUUGUACUAUGAUCGAAGAUUCCCAUACAUUGAAGACCUAGAGGUUCAGGAACCACUCAAAUACAGCUCUACCUGGGUGAACAUUGCUAAAGGCAUUGCCGAUAGUCUAACACCUUUUGUGGCCAUCCAUUGGCGUAUGGAACGACUUGAGACUCUCGAAAACCUAGUGUACUGUGCAAAGGAUUUAGUGUCGCAGAUUCAGAAGUUGGUUGCAGACAAUGGCAUGACUCAAUAUCCACCUCUGUUUUUGCUGACUGAUUACCCUCAUCUGUUAACUUAUGCCGAACUCCCAGAAAAGAACUGGAACAUUGUUCCUGUUCCAGCCAAUUCUCAGCCCGCCGAUGCUAGCGUUUUGGGAAUUGUCGAUAAAUUAGUGGCCAUGAGAGCUCAAUGGUUCCUGGCCGGAAAACCUGGUGUUUGUGCUAAGGCUAGCAGCUUCACUCUUCGAAUUAUGGAAGAACGUAGAAAGCAAAAGGAUCUACAGGAUGCUGGACAAAGCUUGCCAGGCGAUGCCGACAUUCAAAGUGUCGCCAAGUUUUUCACCAACGAAGAGGUUUAGAUGGUUUCACUUCAUGCUACCACUCAAAAUACCGGAAUGCAUUCUAUUCAUCCUAAUGCUGUAGUAACUCACCAUCAUAUUCUCAUUUUCUGGAUUGGACUGCUAAUACCACAUCCCCUUGAAAAACACACUC
Molecule: messenger RNA, 1538 nt
Organism: Umbelopsis ramanniana AG
Lineage: Eukaryota; Fungi; Mucoromycota; Umbelopsidomycetes; Umbelopsidales; Umbelopsidaceae
Exons: 4
Coding region: 41-1405 (454 amino acids)
Source: RefSeq, a predicted model, not a curated record